Messenger RNA from Peniophora sp. CBMAI 1063, 687 nucleotides. Lineage: Eukaryota; Fungi; Basidiomycota; Agaricomycetes; Russulales; Peniophoraceae. The record is from the annotation of a GenBank genome assembly.
AUGACAACGCCCUUGCUUGUCCCAGACAUCUGUCUACGCUUGUGGAUGGAGAACUGGUAUGACCCCAACACCAAUGUGCAGAACACAACGCUCAUAAGACUGGAUAAUCUACCCAAUGAGAAUGUGGGGUUCAUAUACUCGCUUGACGAAGCAUCUCGCACCAGGCAGCGCAAUCAACACUUGAUCAUCCCUAGCUAUAGUCAGGCCCUGGAUCUUGCCAGCACUUCCGCAUACCCCCUCGAAGUCCCCAGCAACAACUUCUUUCUAGUGCAUGUAUUCAAAUACGAGAUGCACACCAUCCCCACGUUUGUCCGCGAUGUCUACGCACACAAAUUGCUCCACAAAGCAUGCAAUGUCAACUCCAGACAAGCAUGGGAGGAAUUCAACAACACAAUUCGCAAUGACGCCCGGGAGCCUGUCCCCGCCAUUUGGGAUAUCACCAUUUUUGCUGCCCACGCCCGUCCUGGCUGUAUCGCUGAGCGCAUAACGACCAACACCCACAACCGACAGUACAGAGUGCUCCAGAAGCUUGUCGAUCUGGAUGCAGAACACGCCGUAUUCACUGCUUCGAUUCCUGGCAUCUUGUCUGCUAGUGAGUGUCUUGAGGAACAGUUUCUUCAGGCGUGGUCACUCACCAUGAAAAGAAAACACAGACUGCUAUGUCACACUCCCGACAGCAUUUGUUGA